This is a messenger RNA of Aspergillus uvarum CBS 121591, 2196 nucleotides long. RefSeq names its product fungal specific transcription factor domain-containing protein. Gene Ontology annotation, molecular function: zinc ion binding; DNA binding. The record is from RefSeq and is a predicted model, not a curated record. NCBI's taxonomy places the organism in Eukaryota, Fungi, Ascomycota, Eurotiomycetes, Eurotiales, Aspergillaceae. The transcript has 9 exons. Bases 344 to 2134 code for a protein of 596 amino acids. Gene Ontology annotation, biological process: DNA-templated transcription.
UCGACCGCGUAUCUGCGCAUGUUUGGUGCCAUGGAGAUGAUGUCAGCGGCGUCAUCAAGCUCUGCCGCGCUGCACAAGGCGUGCGACGCCUGUCGGACCCGGAAAACGCGAUGCAGUCUCUCAGGCACCAAUGCCACGUGCGAUCUCUGCCUGUCGCAAGGGCGCCCCUGCUCCUUUACGCCAGUGAAAAGACCCCGCAAGCGAAAGUAUGAGUCGGAAGGUAGUCUGCGCUGAAUUGAUGAUGGAUCUGAGACCCAAACCGGGCUGAUGGUGUGCACUAGCUUUGACAUCUCUUGCGGAUACAGAUAUCACGUCGUUGUCCUCGGGCACCGGCAAGCUGUACAUGGACUCUCUACUUGUGAAUCGACAGGCGUCUCGUCACCUACGAGACUCUGGCCAUCCAGACCAGCUCACCACGAUUUCCGGGUUCAAUCCUAAUAUCUCGUUCUUCCCUGCCAAACGAGUCAAGGCGAUCAACGAAAGACUGGGGCAUAACCGACUAGACCAAUUACUCGAACAGAUCCGCGCGCUCGUAUCAACAAAGAUCAAGACCGCCUGUGCCAUUCCGCAGUCUUAUAUCCAGCGGCGGCACUCGCUAAGCCAGAGCCACCAGUUUCCUGAUUGGGCCAGCAUCCAAGCUCAUAUCUCCGCCUAUUUCGAAGCCGUUCACCCGGUCUAUCCGUUUCUGUCCCCCGACACAUUCCGUCAGAAAGCCACAGCUGAGGACCUGCCGCAUCUGCUUGCUGCUGACCGCGCUUGGGCGGCAUUGUUCUAUGCAAUUGUUGCCAUUGGAUGCCAGAACAAUGAAGGAGGCAGCUUUGAGGUUGGUGUGGGUGAGGCAUGGCAAUACUUCGAGCGAUCCUUGUCAUAUUUUCCAGACUUGGUGUUCGGUCGCGGUUCAUUGACUGGAGUUCAAGCGCUCAUGGCUAUGGCAAUCUUUUCAUCCACCGUGUCUGCUUUCCAAUUCGAACCCCUCAUGUUGUCAGAAGCCAGCAUGAUGGCGCAGGCACUGGGCUACCACCGCUCGAACGGGGUGCAAGAAACAGCUCACCGGCGCACCUUCUGGGUGCUCUACUAUCUCGAAAAGACUUCAUGCUUUGGCACGGCAAGGAACUCAGUUAUCGACGACUCCAACAUCAGUUGCGCCAUUCCAGACGUGCUAGAAUCUUCCUUUGGCGACUACGACUGGUUCUUCUGCUUCAUCAAGUACGGCCGUCUGGUCUCGAAAGUCCACCAGUCGCUCUUCAACGUCAGCGCCGUGAGCCAGCCCUUGCAUACGUACAACUUCACCGUCAACAGUCUACGUUCGGAGCUAGAGACCUGGCGUCUGGCGAUCCCCGCCCGAUUCCGGCCGGGCGAGGUCCCGAAACCUCGUCUAUUGCGUGAGCCAUUGGCUCUCAAGAUCGCCUUACUCACGCACUACCUGUACUUCCACGCUCUUCUCGCCCUAUCGUGGACCAUCCUCCAUGUAGGAACCGCUCGGGUCGCGGCGGCGCAGCAGGACGUUCUGAAACGAGAACUGUUGCGCACGGCGAGAAGUGUUCUCGAACUGACGGCCUUCAUCGAGGUUGCGCCCUCGACGCCUGUUUGGAUCCUGGCCGUCCUCCCGCUCUCCGCCCUAAUGUUCCUCUUCGACCUCGUCGUGCACAACCCCACACACGCUGAAACCGGACUCAGUCUCGCCCUCCUAGACAUGGCCGGCGGGCACUUCAGUCGGAUUGAGUACGCCAGCAAAGGAGCACUUCCAGGUUCUCUGGUGGCCGAGUUCGCCCACCUCGCCCGACAGUACGUGUCGGACGUUAGGACUGGCAAAACGCAGGCGGGCGGCGAAAUUAUCCGCACGCGGAGGUCUGUCGAGAAAGGAGCAGCAGCAGCAGCAGCAGCAGCGCCCGUCGUCACUGAGGGAGGGGUGCUGGCAUCGACGACCGCCCUUCGUGUCCAGGUUGGCAAUCCGUUGAUGGAUGCCAAUCGGCCCCGGGAGACCGAGCUCGAUCCGACGGCGCCCGUCCAGCCCUGGAGUCCGGCCUCGUUCGACCCUAUCUUCUUUCCGCUGCUCGAUGAUCCGAGUUAUGCGCUGGAUGACGUGCAGUGGUUGGGGAUCGAUGUUAUGGGGCUUUUUGAUCAGUUGUAUUGAGAUGCGUAGAAGCCGUAUUCGGCGAAGCCAUUGUGUUGAUCAAGAUGGAGUUGAUCUAACAG